This is a messenger RNA of Hevea brasiliensis (rubber tree), 2241 nucleotides long. Its product is annotated as casein kinase 1-like protein 2. Gene Ontology annotation, molecular function: ATP binding; protein serine/threonine kinase activity. Gene Ontology annotation, biological process: signal transduction; endocytosis; peptidyl-serine phosphorylation. Gene Ontology annotation, cellular component: nucleus; cytoplasm. The record is from RefSeq and is a predicted model, not a curated record. NCBI's taxonomy places the organism in Eukaryota, Viridiplantae, Streptophyta, Magnoliopsida, Malpighiales, Euphorbiaceae. Bases 464 to 1870 code for a protein of 468 amino acids. The transcript has 14 exons.
AUGCCAAACUACGUCGUUUCUAGAGAAAGACGAAAGCGGCAUCGUUUAGAUCACAAGAACACAAUUCGGAUGGCCUUGUAAGAAAGUCCGCUCUCGAUUGGAUCAAAGAUCACACCAACAAGAAAAGAGGCUGAAACGAUGCCUCGUCUGUCUCCUUGCUUCCAUUCUCUCUCUUAUAUCAUAAAUCUGUAGAGAGAGAAUGUUCACUCUUUAUUUCCAUCUAUAUCCCCGGCUUUUUCUUCUGUUCUUCUGCUCCCCUAGAUUCAAUCUCCGCCGUUAAAUUCCUUCUCCUCCUCCUCCUCCUCAUCAUCAUCAUCGCCCUCCUCGCCGCCGACACCUGUACGGUCCAUAAUUUUUUUAAAAAAAUUAAGGGAAUUUUGGGGAGAGGGGGUUUUGUCUAUUUAAUUAAAGUGUCAGGGUUUUUGAUUGUUAUAGAGAGAAAAAGUUUACGUUUUGCACUAUUAUGGAACCGCGCGUUGGUAACAAGUUCCGUCUCGGUCGCAAGAUCGGUAGUGGAUCAUUUGGAGAGAUCUAUCUCGGUACUAAUAUUCAAACAAACGAGGAAGUUGCAAUUAAGCUUGAAACUAUCAAGACAAAGCAUCCUCAGUUACAGUCUGAGUCAAGGUUAUAUAAGAUUCUACAGGGAGGAACUGGAGUUCCAAAUGUUAGAUGGUUUGGUGUUGAAGGGGACUAUAAUGUCCUCGUGAUGGAUUUACUGGGACCUAGUCUUGAAGAUUUGUUCAACUUUUGUAGUAGGAAACUGUCUCUCAGGACUGUUCUGAUGCUUGCAGACCAGAUGAUUAAUCGUGUUGAAUUUGUUCAUUCCAAAUCAUACCUCCAUCGAGAUAUCAAGCCAGACAACUUCCUAAUGGGUUUAGGAAGGCGUGCCACUCAGGUCUAUAUCAUUGACUUUGGUCUGGCUAAGAAGUACCGAGACACUUCAACGCAUCAGCAUAUUCCUUACAGAGAAAAUAAGAAUUUGACGGGAACUGCAAGAUAUGCUAGCAUGAAUACUCAUCUUGGCAUUGAACAAAGUCGCAGGGAUGAUUUAGAAUCACUUGGAUAUGUUCUGAUGUAUUUUUUAAGGGGAAGUCUUCCGUGGCAAGGACUAAAAGCAGGGAACAAGAAGCAAAAGUAUGAAAAGAUAAGUGAAAAGAAAGUAUCAACUUCUAUUGAGGCCUUAUGUCGUGGUAAUCCCACAGAAUUUGCAUCCUACUUCCAUUACUGUCGGUCAUUGCGUUUUGAUGAUAAACCAGAUUAUGCUUACCUGAGAAGGCUUUUCCGUGAUCUUUUUAUUCGUGAAGGUUUCCAGUUUGACUAUGUCUUCGAUUGGACAAUUUUGAAAUAUCAGCAAUCUCAGAUUGCCAAUCCUCCUACUCGUGUACUUGGCCCUGUCGCUGGACCAAGCUCUGGCAUGCCUCCUACUGGUGCUAACGUUGACAAGCAAUCAGGUGGGGAAGAGGGUAGACCUGGUUGGCCUUCAACAGAUUCCUCUCGAAGGAGAAACUCUGGACCAAUUACAAGUUCUGUAAACAUAUUUAAGCAAAAAGGUCCUGUUGCAAAUGAUCUAUCCUCAUCCAAAGAUGCUGCAUUAUCCAGCUCAAAUUUUCUGCGGUCUGGUGGAUCAUCAAGGCGACCUGCCUUCUCUAGCAGUCGUGAAGUCGUUCUUGUUGGGAGUGACUCUUCUCGCACGAUAGAUGUGAGCUCUGCAGUCAAAAUUUCCAGUGUUCAAAGAGGCUUGCCUAUUGUAUCUUCAGAGCAGAAGCAUCCCUCUUCUGGUAGAAACUCCUUAAAUAUAAAGACAUUUGAAUCAACUCUUAGGGGCAUUGAGAGCCUGCACUUCAACAAUGAAGAAAGAGUACAAUAUUAGUGAAAUGCCAACCUCAGUUCUUUCCCACUGUAAAUUUACAAUCAGAUACUGUUAUGCACACGAAAGUGGAAUGUGGUGUUAUGCGUCUCUAUAUCAUCUAGUUGCAACGCAUAUGUCUUUUUUUGUACAUCAGCAGACAAUACAGUUGAGAUACCCUCUGAUGGAAUAUGUAUAGCAACACACUGCGAGCAUCUUAACGGUUCCAAAUUUGUAAUGGAACAUUAGAGCUUACAUUCUGCUACUGUACAUGCAUUUCUGAAUUUAAUGGACCAAACAGCAUUGCAAAUAAGCAGCAUCACUGUUUAGCAUUGCUGAUGGACUGUAAGGUUUUCAAAUUAGCCAGUAUGCCCAUUACUAUUAGAUUUCGAGUA